Molecule: messenger RNA, 3082 nt
Organism: Schizosaccharomyces octosporus yFS286
Lineage: Eukaryota; Fungi; Ascomycota; Schizosaccharomycetes; Schizosaccharomycetales; Schizosaccharomycetaceae
Product: medial ring protein Mid1
Exons: 1
Coding region: 276-2930 (884 amino acids)
Source: RefSeq, a predicted model, not a curated record
CUUGGGUUUCCCUCAAUGACUUCCUUCUUCAGACAACAAGUAACCUAUGAGCUUACCAAUUAAUUCAUGAAAACUGCUAUAUGAUAAAGUCAUAGGAGUUAUCUUUUGAAUUGUAUAAUUUUGAACAAGUAUAAUUAAUUAUUUUCUAUUUAUACCUAUUAAUCAGUCCUUUCGACGCUCACACUCGUUUAAUAUAAUUUUGGUAACGAAUUUGGACCUAAUAUAUUGUUAAGUUAGAAAAGUAACUUUUUCAAAGAAUUUUUUAUGAACGCAGGAUGGAAGAAGAUAAGAAGAAGGAGAUACUAAGUGAAGAAAAAUCAUUUUCUCAUUUGAGUUCUGAGUUGGAUACUCAGGGUACUCCAGUGGGUGAGAAAACGCCAUUGUUUUUCGAAGGACCUAGCUUAGAUGUUUCUCCUAAUGAUGCAUCUAGGUUUUUAAAUAAUGAGAGUGGUGAAGUUUCCUUUGGUAAUAUGUCAGAACUCAACGUCGCUACUGACCUUUUGGAAUCUUUAGAUUUACGGAGUAUGUACAUGCAGGGAUACGGUCAUAACGAUGCUUUAUUUAAUUCAUCCCAAAGUCCUACAAAGAAAUCUGGUGGUUUCUCUAUUGGGCGUCGUAUGAAUACGUCUAAUGAAGAACGGAUCCCUAGUUUAACUUACACUACCGGGAGCUCGAAUGGUUCUUCACGACCUUCAGUGUAUAAAGAUGACGCUGUAUCCGAUAUUCAAGAUGAUGAAUAUGCAGAUAUUCCUCAAAGGAUCAUCUAUUCCAAUGGUGCUGCUUCUCAAGAUGAUUCUUCAGAGAAAUCCAAUUUUAUCUCAUCUACUUCCUCACCCAAGAGUACCCUGGUUGGUUCUCUAUCAAGACCAAAUGAUUAUUCUAAUGAAACAGAAGAAAACGGUAGGCUAUCUCGUCCAAUUUCUAGUAAUGGUAAGCCUCUGCCACCCCUUCCUUUUUCCCCAGAGAGGGUUCCUCGAGCUCUACCGCGUACGCCACAAUUGCUCCCUUCUAAGGUCAAUUAUGAAAUGCCAUCUGAUGAUUCUUUAACAUCUGAAACCGUAGAUUAUAAUCUGCAACAUCCUCUUGCACCCAUUCAGGAAGCACCUGUAGAAGAUACCACCGAGCAUGUUUCGACAUCUGUUUUUGACGAUGACGUUAAUAAGUCGAUGUUUUCUUCUGAUAGUCUUCGUAAAAAAGUGCAAGCCAAACUCGAAGCUAAGCGUGCCUCUGAUGGAAGUUUUUACCUAAGCUCAUCUCAGGACAAUGACGGAUUUUCUAAAGAAUCGGUGAGCCGAGAACAGAUUCCAAACGUUUUGGAUGAUUAUAUGGAUAACGGUGAGAAAGUGGUUACAAAUGAUAACUAUCGAUCUCCUUCAAAGCGUGGUUCAGUUACUUAUAAAGAGGUUCCGCGAUAUUCUCUUGCUGCUGCGAAGAUUAAAUUUAGUAUAGCUAGUCAACGAGGCCGCAUCAAAAGCAGCUCCUCUAUUGAUAAUUUAAGCGCUAUACUAGAUUCGGAUGAACUUCACCAGAAGCUGAUAACUCCUAUUCCUGGUUCGAAACGUACUUUUAGUAAUAUCACUGCAAAUGAUGUCGCAAGUCAAUCAGACUUUAUACCGAGUAGUUCUCAAUCCCAGAAGGAAGGAGCAUGGAACAUUUCGGAAACGGGAACCGUGGCUUAUUAUGAGCCAAGUUUUGAAGUGUCGGAUAAAAUAGCUGAAGCGAGGGAAUCUACUCCCAUUUCAGAUGAAGGGACAAAUAAUCGGCCAAGAUCUUUAGAAAUUGAUCGUUCCAAAUCCAAUCGUGUGAAUAAACCUAAAAUUGGCUCUACAGCUGCUGGAGCUGAGAAUGUUGCUCCGCGACCGUCAACCUCGCUGGGAUUUGUCAAACGAGAUAUUUUUGAAGACAAGCCUAAAUCUUUACCAAAAAGUGGCCGUUUCUUUAUUCAUUUAAAUUAUUUUCGACAUUUGUCCUCGCCUUUCGUUGGAGAUCAACCAGGAAUGAGAAUAAGCGUAGUUACGCCUUCCCAAAGUGUUCAACUUCCAUGGCAAUUGAACAAAAGCAAUGAUAGAUUGGACCAUGAUUUCACCUUUCCUGCUGAUGAUAAAUUUGCCGUCGAUUUCAUGUUUUUUGACAUGCCACAUAGCAGUAGUAUUCAAGACAAAAAUCAGACUUUUACGAAGUCCAACCCCCAAGCUGUAAAUGUGGAAACAAAAUCGAAAACAAAAAGGCUUUUUGAGCGUCUUUUCAAUCGACGUAAAAAAAGGAAACUUGCAAAGUCUAACUCUUUAAAUGGUGGUAAGCAAAAGCCUAAUAAGUUGACCAAAGUAUCAGGAAUAGCCACUCUGACAUUGUCUCAUGUUAAGGAUAAUUGCUUUGGUAAAGUUUUAGUUACUGAGAUUCCCAUCAGAUUACAGGCCAUGUCUGGUAAAACGGGCUUAAAACUGAACGACGUUAUAGGAAAUCUAUCAUUGAGUUGUCUAUAUAUUCCUGAGCUUGCCGUCCCAGAAUCUGAAAUGCCUAUUACACUUGGUCAAGCCAAUCAAGAUCUUCGACAUAUUCGUCAGACUUAUAUAUACAAAGAGGGUUAUAUUUAUAUACUGGAGGGUACUUCUGUUCGUAGACGAUUUGCGGUUCUAUCUUCUAAAAAAAUCAGUUUGUAUACUGACAAAGGUGGUGAUUUUCUUUUGGGUUUGAAGGCUGUUGGAAAUGUACGAAGUUUGUCUAUAGCCGAUUGCGACAAAGAAAUGUUGAAUUUGGGAAUUACUAUGGGAAUCCUCAUGAUUACCGACAAAGGGGUUCGUGUAAAGUUUUACUCAGAUUCUGAAAAGGAGUGUACAAAAUGGAUUGAGGCACUCAAUGCUCAUUCUUUGGUACUAGAAAGAGAAAAUCAGAGACCUUGGCUUCAAGAGUUUGUUAAGCUUAUUCAAUAAUUUUGGAUAUUUUUAUUUUGGAUCAAUAUCAGAAGUUGAUGGAAUUUUUUUUAAAUUUGAAUAAAUUUUAAUUAUUUAGACAAUUAUAUGGAUUACUAAGUAUAUUAUAGUGCAGUAUAUAAAAUUGUAGGUAGCUUAUUGCAGGUGUACGA